This is a messenger RNA of Cucurbita pepo subsp. pepo (vegetable marrow), 1359 nucleotides long. Its product is annotated as signal recognition particle 43 kDa protein, chloroplastic-like. Gene Ontology annotation, molecular function: protein binding. The record is from RefSeq and is a predicted model, not a curated record. Lineage: Eukaryota; Viridiplantae; Streptophyta; Magnoliopsida; Cucurbitales; Cucurbitaceae.
AAAAAACAUUUAGAAUCCUAUAAGGAAAUGAGAGCCACGAAUGGAUGGAGUUUCUUAUCCACAAUUCCUCAUCUCCGAUGAGAUUAUCCAGGUCCCACCUCCACAAAACGACACCGUUCCCUCUCUGCAACCUUUCUUCCACUUCCUUCACAACCACAUUCCGCCAUCAGCUCCGCCACUGCUUUCUCUCCCGCCAUGGACGCCGUCUUCGUCAACCAGUCACUCUCCCGCCUCAAACUUCCCCCUAAACCCCCUCUCCCUAAACUCCCCUCUCCAAUUCUCCAUCUUCAUCUCCAUCUCCGCCGCACCUUCAAAUCUUUCACCGCCUACGCUGUCAACGAGCCCCUCACUCAACAAACCCAGCAACCAGAUGACUUCCCGGAAGACGACGAAUCCUACGGCGAGGUCGACGGAAUCAUCGGCAGUCGCGCCCUGGCCGACGCUACCGGAAUGGAGUAUCUAAUUAAAUGGAAAGACGGGCAUUCUCCGUCGUGGGUCCCUUCCGAUUUCAUCGCUAAAGACGUCGUCGCUGAGUACGAAACCCCCUGGUGGACCGCCGCCAAGAAAGCCGACGAAUCCGCCCUCAAGUCACUUAUCGACGCCGCUGACAGCCGCGAUUUCAACGCUGUGGACGAAGACAGCAGAACCGCACUCCUCUUCGUCGCUGGACUCGGGUCGGAGCCUUGCGUUAGAAUUUUAGCUGAGGCCGGCGCGAAUCUCGACCACCGCGACAAGAGCGGCGGGUUCACUGCUCUACAUAUGGCCGCCGGCUACGUAAAACCCGGCACGGUGGAGCUAUUACUGGAAUUGGGAGCAGAUCCGGAGGUGCAAGACGACAAGGGUCGGACGCCAUUAGUGUUGGCAAGGGAAAUUGUGAAAGCGACACCGAGGGUUCAAUUUGCAAGGAGGUUGGGGCUGGAGAGAGUGAUCGGAGCGCUGGAGAGAGUGGUUUUUGAAUUCGCGGAGGUGGAGGAGCUGCUGGAGAAGAGGGGGAAGGGGGAGAAUUUGGAGUAUUUGGUGAAGUGGAAGGACGGAGAAGAUAAUGAAUGGGUGAAAGCGGCGCUGAUCGCGGAGGAUUUGGUGGCGGAUUUCGAAGCCGGAUUGGAGUACGCGGUGGCGGAAGCGGUGGUCGGAAAGAGAGUUGGGGACGACGGGAAGAUGGAGUAUCUGGUGAAAUGGACGGAUAUUGAGGAUGCCACGUGGGAGCCUGAGGGUAACGUGGAUUCGGAUUUGGUUACGGAGUUUGAAACCGGUCAGAAGUCUGUUGGGCCUGGGCCCAUUUCGGAUCUUGAGGCCCAGUCCAGUAACGGCGGCCCAUGAGAAAAUGCCUUUUUGUUUUAUUUAGGUUAUUAUUAUUAU